CAAACCAGCCCAUCCGGAUAACAUAGACAAACUUGGCAGCGAGCGGAUGAACUGGUUGGAUCUUUGUUCUUCACAGCUAGACUAUCAACCUCUUUAUAUAUUUUUGCGUAUUGUCACUCAUAUGUAUCACAUUUAUAUCUAGAUAUAAAAUACUCUUUCUUUGGGCACGCAGCUUCAGCACAGACAGAUACUUUUUGGGCUAGCAUAUUUUCCUAGUGUUUUUAGUCCAUUCUUCCCCCCACCGACGAGGUUUUAUUGGACCAAGAUAGGCGGCGCGGGCACCAAGAUGUCGAACCGGAUGGUGUGCAGAGAAGCGAGCCACGCCGGCAGCUGGUACACGGCCUCAGGAUCCCAGCUCAACGCACAACUUGAGGGCUGGUUAUCUCAAGCACAAUCUACAGUGGGUCCAGCUAGAGCCAUAAUAGCACCGCACGCUGGCUACACCUACUGCGGCGCGUGUGCCGCUCACGCCUACAAGCAGGUGGACCCCUCAAUCACUCGGAGGGUGUUCAUUCUCGGCCCCUCUCACCAUGUGCCGCUGUCUCGCUGUGCCCUCUCCCCCGCCGAGGUCUACAGAACGCCACUGUAUGACCUGAGGAUCGACCAGAAGGUUUACGCUGAUCUGUGGAAAACGGGCAUGUUUGAGAGGAUGAGUCUGCAGACAGACGAAGAUGAACACAGCAUUGAGAUGCACCUGCCUUACACCGCUAAAGCCAUGGAGAGCCGCAAAGAUGAAUUCAGCAUUGUUCCUGUGCUGGUGGGAGCUCUGAGUGAAUCUAAAGAGCAGGAAUAUGGCAAGCUGCUAAGCAAAUACCUGGCUGACCCCUCCAAUCUCUUCAUCAUCUCCUCUGACUUUUGCCACUGGGGUCAACGUUUCCGUUACACCUACUACGAUGAAAGUCAAGGGGAGAUCUACAGAUCUAUCGAGCACCUUGACAAAAUGGGAAUGGGAAUUAUAGAACAAUUGGACCCCAUCUCCUUUAGCAAUUAUUUGAAGAAAUAUCAUAAUACUAUUUGUGGUCGCCAUCCCAUCGGCGUUCUUCUAAAUGCCGUGGCGGAACUGAAAAAGAACGGCAUAGACAUGAACUUCUCUUUCCUGAACUACGCACAGUCGAGCCAGUGCCGAAGCUGGUCCGACAGCUCAGUGAGUUACGCUGCUGGAGCUCUCAUCGUUCAUUGAGGUGAACUCUCCAAGGAGCCACGGAGCCUCCUAGAAGACCCCAUCCCUUCCCACCCGUCCUGUUCCUGACCACAUAUCCCCAUCCCUUCCCACCUCUUCUUAUAGGAAGGACAUGCAAAGCUUGUCCCAGAUGGGAAUCCUCACACACAUCCCGAAUCCAGAUGUAACGUUAGAUACUAACCUCUUCUUCCUACAGCUUUCCCUGUACCCUGUUUUCCACGUGAGGCAACCCGGAUGAUGCUCUAGCUUG
Rhinichthys klamathensis goyatoka is the source of this 1430-nucleotide messenger RNA. It is a transcript of the gene memo1, whose product is annotated as mediator of cell motility 1. Bases 287 to 1180 code for a protein of 297 amino acids. NCBI's taxonomy places the organism in Eukaryota, Metazoa, Chordata, Actinopteri, Cypriniformes, Leuciscidae. The record is from RefSeq and is a predicted model, not a curated record. The transcript has 9 exons.